UACAUUUACUUUUGGUUUCACGAAAUACCUGUUAGAAUAUGGGGCUAAAAAAAACUGGACCAUGUUUUGUAUAUAUAUAUAUAUGACAUUAUUUAAGGAUUUAAAAUAUAGGUGUUGUAAAUGAAAGGUGAUAUAAUUAUGUUGCUGGUGCCCGGCGGAAAGGUUUGCUUGCUUCUUGGAGUGUGUUUCACGUUAAUUCUUUUUACUCAAGCAUCGCCCCUGACAAACUAUAUCCGCCAUUUUGAAUUUCUGCAUUACGACCACGAGGCGCUGUAUGCAAAGCACCACGUGAUUAAACGUUCUGCAGACGGAGUUAUAUCCCUUGAUCUGGACGCUUUUGGCAGACGAUUCCCUCUAUUGCUGAAAACCGAUACCGCGGUAUAUAGUCCGCAGAUUGAAUUCAGCUCAUCCAACAGCAACCUGACGUUUGACACCAGUCGAGCUUACAGCGGAUAUCUCAAGUAUGAAGAGUCUUAUGUCCAUGGAGUUAUCACAGCAAGCGGUCACUUUGAGGGUAAAAUCGUAACACCGAAUGAAACCUACGUCGUGGAGAAAGCUGACAGAUAUUUCUCAGAACCACACGACCAUCACACAGUAAUAUACAGAACCUCUGAUGUAGACUUCGACCUGGACCGUGCCUUCUGUGGAGCCGACACUCACAGAAAACAUUUACAAAAAUUCCAGUACAAUCUAUCUCAUAAUGUAAAGUUGACGAGUGAUCGGUUUCACCCAGUUGACCGGUAUAUGCACUAUGACCCUCACUAUUUGCAUAAACGUGCAAUAGAUCCACUGAAACUGACGUGUGCAUUGUAUUUGCAAGCAGAUCAUAAGUAUUACGAAAAGUUCGGUAGUAAUACAGAUGCUGUUAUAGAGCAGUUGACUCAAUAUGUACAGACUGUGAACUCAAUUUAUAAACAAAUAGAUUUUGAUGGCGAUAACUCAGCCGAUAAUAUAAACUUCAUCAUCAAAAAAAUUAAAAUCCACACCGACCCCACCGCGCCAGGAUAUCGGUUAAACGGAAACUUUGGGGUCGAGAAGUUCCUGGAGUUGCAUUCUGAAGAGAAUUAUGACGCAUUUUGCCUGUCCUACAUGUUCACCUACAGAGACUUUGACGGAGGAGUUCUCGGCCUUGCGUGGACUGCAGGCGAAAACCAGGCAGGGGGCGUGUGUGAGAAAUAUAUGGUGAUUCAGGGAGGAAGUAAAAGUUUAAACAGUGGCAUCGUGUCAACUCUCAACUACGGGAAGGACGUCCCUCCGUACGUGUCUCACCUAACACUGGCUCACGAGAUUGGACACAACUUCGGAUCACCCCAUGACGCUGACGGGACCGCUUGCGCUCCGGGAUCGCCGAGUGGAAAUUUCAUAAUGUAUGCAAAAGCGACAUCUGGUGACAAAGUAAACAACAACAAGUUUUCGUCCUGUAGUAUUGGCAGUAUGAAGACAAUUCUUGAAACCAAGGCCAGACACGAAGCGGGAUGCUUCAUAGAGUUUCAGGGCACACUGUGCGGAAACCGGGUGGUUGAGACGGGGGAGGAGUGUGACUGUGGGUGGGAGGACGACUGCACGGAGUCGUGUUGUAACCCCCAGACUACUAACAGCUCCGCCCCUACACCGUGCACUAGAAAGGCGUCCGCUGUGUGCAGUCCAAGUAUGGGACCGUGCUGCGCCAAUGACUGUACGUAUGUUACACUGGCGGCCAAUCAAGUGUGUCGACACAACACCUCGUGCCUUGAUGAAGCCGUCUGCGACGGCGCCAAUUUCCAGACCUCGUGCCCGCCAUCAACUUUCAAAGCUAACAAGACGCCGUGCGGAGAGAGCCAGGUCUGCUUAAAUGGGAUGUGUUCAGGAGCUGUAUGCGUGGCCUAUGGAUUCCCCCAAUGUCAGUGCACACCAACACAAGCCGGCGACUGGAAGGAUGAGAGACUGUGUACGUUGUGCUGUCAACAAGGCGGAGAGUGCAAGCCGUCAUAUGAUAUUGCGGGUCUACCCAACACCACCGCCGUGCCUGGAACACCGUGUAACGACUACAACGGCUACUGCGAUGUCUUCAAGCGCUGUAGAGAGGUUGACCCCUCGGGACCUCUGAACAAUCUCCGUAAAAUCCUCCUGUCCCAGGAAACGCUGCUGACCAUCAAACAAUGGCUGACCACCUACUGGUACGCGGGGGUGGGCGGGGGGCUCGCUCUCGUCAUAUUUAUGGCAUUGUUCAUCAAAUUCUGCAGUAAGAGUGUCCCCACCGACAGACAGGUUUACGAGAAGAAGAUGAAAGCCAUACAAGAACAACAAAACAUGCGAAUGAGGUACCAGUCGAGAACGCGCAACAGCGUGGCGCCAACUGGUUACAUGUAGCCAUAGCAACAACAACAGCCUCGGCCAAAAACGAAGCAGAAAAUGUUUCGUUAAACUAGUUUUGGGACUUCACAUUAAACCCAGGACUGUGUUCUGUCAGCAGGGCUGCGUUCUACCAAACCUAGCAUGAAAAUGUCCGCUAGACUGGUUUAUGCGCUUCACGUUAAACCAGAUGGCCACGUCGGGAACCAAUCAAAUCGUUCGCGAACGUUAGCGAAACGUUCGCUGGCUGAACUUAGGGCUGUUUUACGCUAACCUUUUGCAAACUAUUUUGAUUGGUUCCCGAAGUCGUCAUUCGGUAAAACCAGUCAACAAAAUGUAAUGGUUGGCAGUAAUUACAAAUUUUCAGUGACAGUAUACGACGUUAACGCUCACAAACUAUAUUUGAUUGGUCUCCAAUCUUGUAAUUUGGUUUAACGUGGAUGAUGAUGAUGAUGAUGAUAACUAGUUUAACGUGCCCAUAUACCACUAGGGUAUCGAACACGUCCAUCCC
Gigantopelta aegis is the source of this 2842-nucleotide messenger RNA. RefSeq names its product disintegrin and metalloproteinase domain-containing protein 10-like. Gene Ontology annotation, cellular component: plasma membrane. Bases 121 to 2349 code for a protein of 742 amino acids. Gene Ontology annotation, biological process: Notch signaling pathway; membrane protein ectodomain proteolysis. The record is from RefSeq and is a predicted model, not a curated record. Gene Ontology annotation, molecular function: metalloendopeptidase activity. The transcript has 14 exons. NCBI's taxonomy places the organism in Eukaryota, Metazoa, Mollusca, Gastropoda, Neomphalida, Peltospiridae.